UUCUUCUACUUUUUUUUUUCUUUGAAUAACUUUUCAUGAGAGCAUCAACCUCAGACGUUAUCCAUAUAUAGCAUAGAGACAUAGAUCCAUUUGUGCUGCUCAUUCUAUGUUGGGGUACUGAAACAGUUGCUAGAGAGCUUAUUGUGUGGUUGUUGAGCUUUGGUUAUGACGACUGGGAGGGGUGUCAGAGACUUGUUGGGUCCUCUUAUUGUUGUAAACUUGGUAGUUCAUCUGAUUGUGCUUGGACUCGCUGGCUGGUCUCUUGACAAAUACAUCAAUGGAGAGGAAAACCAUCCCCAUUUAGGUGGAAAUCCAUCAACGAGAUUCAUGUUGGUGUUUGCACUGGUAGGAGGGGUGGUGGGUGCUUGCUCUCUGAUUUCAGGGAUGAUCCAUCUGCGGGCUUGGCGAAGUGACAGUUUGGCUGCUGCUUCUGCCUUAGCUCUCGUCUCUUGGGCCCUAACGGCUCUUGCUUUUGGACUUGUAUGCAAGGAGAUCAUACUAGGAGGACGCAGGGGAAAACGCUUGCAAACAUUGGAGGCUUUCAUGGUGAUUUCACUGCUGAGUCAGAUGCUUUAUGUGGUGCUUCUCCACGGUGGGGUGUACAGUAGGACUUAUGGUCCAGGGUAUCGCAAUGACCCCCAGAAACCUGGCACAUCAGCUGAUAUCUGAUGCUUUCUUAUUUUCUUUGUACGUCUUUUUAUGUUAAAGAAAACUAUAUACUGUCAUAAUUCAGUAUACAUUUUGCUUAGUACGAGUACAUAGCAGAGGAACAAACGAACUGUACCAGUUUUGCAUGCUUGUAAAAGUUUAAAAAAAGUCCCAAGAAUAUUAUUAUUAUUAUUAUUA
This is a messenger RNA of Humulus lupulus (European hop), 846 nucleotides long. Its product is annotated as membrane protein PM19L-like. The record is from RefSeq and is a predicted model, not a curated record. NCBI's taxonomy places the organism in Eukaryota, Viridiplantae, Streptophyta, Magnoliopsida, Rosales, Cannabaceae. Bases 166 to 669 code for a protein of 167 amino acids. The transcript is spliced from 4 exons.